AUGGCCUACAGGUCUCCAGGCAGCUCUCCCAGCGAAGCUGAAGACACACUCUCGAGCAGCAACGUGUCCCCGUCUUCUACAACUUCCCCACUAGCCAUGAUACCAGCCAGCGUCGACGGAUCUGACUCACCGUCCUCUCGCAGCAACAAGGGGACACCAAACAGAAUACCUCUAGAUCUACCCCGCACUCAGACAGCUAGCAAAGGAGGUUGCUGGACAUGUAGAUUGCGCCGCAAGAAAUGCGACGAACAACGCGAAGGAGACUCGUGCCGUACAUGUAUCCGACUCAAAAUAAAGUGCCUAGGAUGGGGAUCGAAGCGUCCUGACUGGAUGAGGGACAAGCAAGAAGUCGAACGGUAUAAAGCCGACAUUAAAGCGCAGCUCACUCGCGCAGGUCUCAUUCGCGGACAACCACGAACGAACCCCAUCAGUACACCAGCGAACUUGCCUUCAACGGCCUCGUCCUCGUCCAUGAGCUCAGGUUACCGCCAUACGGCUGAUCCAGGUCCAUCAUCAUCUUCACAUCCACGCGAGUACCACCAUCACCCCUCGAACAGCCUCGAUUUUGGCUAUCACCCUCUCGGACAGCCUCAGCCUCCCCACCCCAACAGCAGGCAGUCCCGCCUGUACCAUACAAGUGCACCACAACACAGCCAUUACAUGCCCGAAAUGCCCGGUAAGCCUCUUAUCUCGUCAUCGUUGGCUGCAUCAAAACGUCUUUCGAAUUCGAUAUUCGGGGACUUGCCGCCUGCUUCAUUCGAUCCCACUCUCGCUCCCACAAUGGACCCGACAUCAUCAAAUUUCUUUUCGGCCCAUGAUUUCGGUCAACCAUCGACCUCACCAUCCUCUGCCCCUGGGAGCAGCAGCGCCACUCCGGCAUUGGGUCUUGGAGGAACAACGAGCCAGUAUCCCCUUGAGUUCGGCAUCGUCGAGUCGUCGUCGACAGGGUUCGGGCAAUCGUUCGGUUUACCCACCCCCAAUCCUACUCCCAUCUUCCCCGAUCAAUCAUCCCAACAACAAACGAACCUUCAAGGAGAUCUCGUAAUGUAUUACUUUGAAAACGUUCGCAAGGUACAAUACAUCUUCGCUGGAAAUUCAGUAACCAAUGUGACCUAUUCCUUAAUACUACAAGAACCACGCGGGGCGGUGACAAAUGCCGUGUGUGCUCUCGCGAGCCUCCAUCACACGGCGAUGCGGGUGGCCCAGGGGCUCGAACCUCCCGAUCCGAAUCCGGAAUUCUCUACGGCAAGAUACUUCCACGACGAAGCUUACCUCCAACUCGUCAAUUCGAAGGCCAUGCGAGGACACUACAACGAGGCUGAUGCCAUCGCAGCUCUCCAUCUCGUCAGCUUCUCCCUGUUCUCCGGAGGCGCCACCAACUGGCGGCAGGUUCUGUCGGUUGCCUAUGAAUGGGUUGCUCAGCUGGGACUCCCUGCUGAUGAGAACGCGCAGCCCAAGCUGAUGGGAAUGCGGCCGAUCGAACAAGUGAUCGUUAAGACGACCAUGUGGUUUGAUAUAUUCUCAAGCGUCUCGUUUUCGCCGCCGCCUAGGUUCCUCGGCCUGUGGAAAUACCUAUUGACUCCGGGUUACUGGCCAAGUCAUCUGCCAGGAGAUGACCUCACUAGUCCGACUGUACAUUCGUCAUCGUCACCCAUACAUAUGGAAGCCCUCAUGGGAUGUCCGGAUGAUGCUGUACUUGCCAUCGGGGAGAUAUCAGCCUUGGCCCAUUGGAAAGAGAACGAACUGCGCAAAGGCACACUAAGCAUUCGUGAGCUCCUGAGGAGAGGUGACCUUAUCGAGGCGGCACUCCGUCAAAACCACGGUGAUAUUUUCAACUCACCUGGAUCCCCCCUCCACCCCAACCUCGCCCAGAGUGCAUCCAACGGCAAUGGCGAACUAUCAAGCACUCCGCAGCCUGCUUUCCCCACGGAUGACAUGCGCCGCGUGAUAGCAAGCAUCUUCAGAGAGUCAGCUGUUCUUUAUCUUCAAACCGUCCUCAACGGAUGUAACCCAGGGGUUAUCGAAAUCUCUCAAAGUGUCGACCAACUUGUUCACUUGCUGCAACAACUGCCUCGAUCGGAGCUCGACCGUUCGCUUGUAUUCCCCAUUUGCAUCGCCGGAUGCAUGACGGACAGCUCUCCUCAGCGAGAGUUCAUAAAGGGACGGCUCCAAGCGCAGGACGAGGGUUGGGGAAAUAUUAGGCAGACGCGUGCUUUGAUGGAAUUAGUAUGGCGAAAACGAGACGUUGAAGGAUCCGCUGAUUGGCGGCAAAUGCUCUGGGAAAGACCGAUGCCGCUUCUCUUGGUGUAA
Pleurotus ostreatus (oyster mushroom) is the source of this 2310-nucleotide messenger RNA. RefSeq lists its product as uncharacterized. The transcript is spliced from 8 exons. The record is from RefSeq and is a predicted model, not a curated record. Gene Ontology annotation, biological process: positive regulation of transcription by RNA polymerase II. Gene Ontology annotation, molecular function: DNA-binding transcription factor activity, RNA polymerase II-specific; transcription cis-regulatory region binding; zinc ion binding. Gene Ontology annotation, cellular component: nucleus. Lineage: Eukaryota; Fungi; Basidiomycota; Agaricomycetes; Agaricales; Pleurotaceae. The coding region runs from base 1 to 2310 and encodes 769 amino acids.